Messenger RNA from Cyphellophora europaea CBS 101466, 1569 nucleotides. RefSeq lists its product as uncharacterized. NCBI's taxonomy places the organism in Eukaryota, Fungi, Ascomycota, Eurotiomycetes, Chaetothyriales, Cyphellophoraceae. The transcript has a single exon. Bases 1 to 1569 code for a protein of 522 amino acids. The record is from RefSeq and is a predicted model, not a curated record.
AUGGCAUCCAAAACGCAACAUCAAUGCCCUCAUUGCGAUAAGAGCUACCAACGGAAGCAGCAACUGAACAGUCAUAUCGAUGGCCACUUCGAUGCAAAGAGCUACAGAUGCAGGUAUCCCGACUGCGGCAAGCUCUUCACCUGGAAGGAUGACUGUAAAGCCCACGAAAGUGAGGUCCAUCUCGGGACCUCUCGAGUCCGUUGCUCCUAUUGCGAGGUGCUCUACAAAUCCAAGCGCUCUUUCUGUCGACAUUUGAGGCAGGAAAAUGGUAGGCUGUGUCGCUUUCUUAACGCCCGACCGGUCUCAGUGCCGCUCGAGCCCCACAACCCAUUGAGGAUGCCUCAUACACAGGCUGUAGUCACUACAGCAUCACUGCCUCAGCAUGUUAGGCUGCCCGCCUCACCUUCCCGGCUCGCAAAACUUGGCGAUGCGAUGGAUCCCGAUGACCCUACUGAGGACCAUUGCGAUGAGGAGAUUAUAUUGACCUCUACUGCUCAAUCCCAACGAAGCCACCAACAGUCGUACUUUGUAACAGGUACCAAUUACGACGCCUUCGUCUUAGCGCAGCGGCGGUCAAACAACGAUCCUUCCAUUUGCAUGCUCCUGAGUCACGAAUCGACUGUCAAUGCCCUCGAUGUGCUGUGGCAAGUUAUUUUGACAUUCGAUGCUGUCCACACGCUCGCUCGAGAGACAAUAAGACAGCAACGACGUCAAGGGCGACUUUAUGAAUGCCAUGAAAUUGGAAGCAACCACGAUAUGGGUAUCCUUGGUCAGGACGAGGAUGAAAGCAAUGGAGACGAUGGAGAAGACACUGGGAGUGACAACGAUGAAGACAGUGCCGACGGCAAUGCUUACAACACGGAUGACGAUGAACUUGAAAUCGUAGCCGACCUGGCCUUGGGCUUUCUUGCUCAGACACCUUUGCUUUCCAGAAUGUACCACUUCUUUCUCAGAGCCGUUCGCAAAGUCCUCGUGGAAGGUUGCCCAAAUGGUUCGUCUCUUCUGUUCGAAAGAAAUGGUCAGAGCGUUGUAGCAGUUUCGUUUGCACUCUCUGUCAUGACCAGGAUAUCGGCUACGCUUGGAGAUUAUCAAGGUAAUAUGCACCAUUACACCUACUUCCAAGUGAUGGUUCAGCAGAUGGAACAGCGAUUUCUAGCAUCGGCAGCGAAUUCUACGGCUGUGUACGUCUAUCGAAUGUUGACUACCAUGGCAGAGCUUUACAGGCCGUGCAUUAAAUCUCAUCUCACAGCUUCCGAGUGGUCUCGCAUCGCGGAUGGUUCACAAAAGUGUUUCUCGCUCGGGGACGAGAGUGCAACAUUCGUCCAGAGUGUCGAUGAGGAGGGCUGCCUUUUUCGUAGUCAUUGGCCACGUGGACAAGCUGUACAGCUAGGAGAUCUUGUGUUACCCGCAGAAAUGCACCCAUGCCAUCCAGGCAACGAACGCGACUCAACCCACGGAGCCAUCUCACCCAGCGAACGCAUCGCUGAAGAAUCUGUGGGUGACCAGUUCUGCAGCAGAACCCCCACAAGCACCACAGGAUGCCAGCCCACCACAUGCCACUACCGGUAG